This is a messenger RNA of Ostrea edulis (European flat oyster), 483 nucleotides long. RefSeq names its product putative nuclease HARBI1. The record is from RefSeq and is a predicted model, not a curated record. The transcript has 2 exons. Bases 1 to 483 code for a protein of 160 amino acids. NCBI's taxonomy places the organism in Eukaryota, Metazoa, Mollusca, Bivalvia, Ostreida, Ostreidae.
AUGGCUGCCAGACGAAUGUAUUUAAUGAACUUGAUGAGAAUUCCCAGAAGAAUGAUUAAAGACAGGACCAAUCCUCUUGAAGUUUUAUCGUCUGACGAGAUAUUCCAACGGUACCGCUUUAGAUCCGCCACCAUUUUAUUCAUAUGUGGGUUGAUAUCCGAGGAUCUCCGCCACCAAACACAGAUAAGUUGCCCCUUACUACCACUUCUCCAAGUUCUAGCGGCUUUGCGCUUUUAUGCGACUGGUUCCUUUUAUGAACUUAUAGGGGAUUCACUCUCAAUCUCCAAAUCGGCUGUCGGACGGGCAGUAAGAGCUGUUACCUCCCUUAUUUGUUCCUUGUCGGCACGAUAUAUUAAGUUCCCAUCCCAAGAUGAGAUACCGUCAAUACGAACACAGUUCUAUGAACUGGCAGGUGCCAGGACAGGUCUUGUUCUUGGAGACUCGGGUUACGGACUGAAAAAAUACCUCAUGGUUCCUUAUUGA